Messenger RNA from Hirsutella rhossiliensis, 1341 nucleotides. RefSeq names its product phosphotransferase enzyme family domain-containing protein. The transcript is spliced from 4 exons. The coding region runs from base 1 to 1341 and encodes 446 amino acids. Lineage: Eukaryota; Fungi; Ascomycota; Sordariomycetes; Hypocreales; Ophiocordycipitaceae. The record is from RefSeq and is a predicted model, not a curated record.
AUGGACGUCAUUGUCCGCACAGUUUAUACGACUGUGCCGUGCGCCACCUUUCUUUCGUCAUGUACAGUUGUCGUCACUGUCCGCACCUUUGGCAAGGCUGUUCUAUGGCCUUCGAGCUCGCGAGACAAGGAAAACGACCCCGCUGCCACAGACAGUCAGGUCUCCAGCGCUCAGAUUGAGCAAGAAGCUUCAAUCUUCUUCCCCCUCACAGAGGAGGAAGUUGAAGCCAAGAACGGUGCAUUCAUCCAACUAAUCGACAAGGAUGCCGUCUGCCAUGUGGCCUCUAAGCACUGUGGAGGAGGAGAUUGCAGCAUCAUUGAUGAGAAUCAAGGCAGCUUUAACAUCUGCUUCUUUGUUCGCUUCGAACCCAACGAAAAGACAUGGGUUUUGAGGAUCCCAAUCGUGCCUAUGGUUCGUGAUGCAUGGGGCAAGCUCUUGAGUGAGGUGGCUACGAUGCAAUAUAUUGAAAGUAACACUUCGAUUCGCAUCCCUCGUGUCCACGCAUACGGAGAAGACGACACGAUUUUCACAUCCACGGCGCAAUUUGCAGAUUAUCAUUGCAACUUUCUGUCAGAGACGAUUCAGCAACCCGUCCAGGAGCCCAGCCUCAACCAAACAAAGAUGGAACUGUUCGCAUUGGACAGUCUACUGAAGGAGAUGCCCAAGUGCAUCGACUUCAAAGAGCCUAGCCCUUCAUUCGUACUUGCCCACCCGGAUCUCAGAUGUGGUAACAUCCUCGUCGACGAUGACUUCCACAUUCUCGCAAUCAUUGACUGGGAGUUCUCCGGGACGAUUCCGCUGCAAUUAUUCACGCCGCCACCAUGGAUUAUGGGCCACGACCCCGAUACCCUCCUUUCCUACACCGGUGUUCCCCGACGCGAUAUUUUUCCGGAAUUCCGCACAAUUCUCAUGGAAAUGAGGAACUCAUCGAGCGCUUGCACCCAGCUUUGUCAAGACUGGGGAUUGGAAGACGAAGCCGUGCAGCAUCAAUUCGUGCAAAAAGUGUCACCCAUUAUGGAAAUCUUUCGCCACCCUUCUAAACUCCUGAAUAUAUACCAGAUGUCCAUCUUUGAACACAUAUACGGAUCUAACGCAUGCAGGGAGACGGUGGUUAACGACUUCCUCAAGAAAGAUGAGAACCGGGCGCUUGCACAACGAGCUGAGCUUCAAAUGCGAAACUCUCAACGCUACACCGAGUAUCUUGUUAAACAUGGACUGUUCGUCGAGGAUCAACGGGCUCAGAAAAUUCGUCAACUUAAUGAAAUGACGAAAAAAACAUUGGAGCAAGUCCGCCUAACGAGUCAAGCCCGCCGUGCACAAGACCCCGACCUCUAUUCCUAG